AGUGUGUUUUUCUGUCCCAGAGCGGAAGAUGCGGCACCGAGCUCAGGAUGUGGUGCUGGAUGAAGAGGAGGAGGAGGAGGGUGAAGAGAAGGGACUCUCUGAUAUCAGUGGGCAGGCCAGCGUGAUGAUCGAAGGCGUCGAGUACAAGAUCGAGCAGUUGCACAGAAGGAAUCAGGAAUCACCAAGCACUGGAGCGUUACAGGUUGAUGGUCGGGGAGAGCAGAGAUCAAGUGAAGAAACGCGACCCAACUCCAUGACUGGGUAAGAGACUGCCUGUUAAAUGUUCCAUUCCAG
Messenger RNA from Chiloscyllium plagiosum (whitespotted bambooshark), 294 nucleotides. The record is from RefSeq and is a predicted model, not a curated record. Lineage: Eukaryota; Metazoa; Chordata; Chondrichthyes; Orectolobiformes; Hemiscylliidae.